Solea solea (common sole) is the source of this 1824-nucleotide messenger RNA. RefSeq lists its product as uncharacterized. The record is from RefSeq and is a predicted model, not a curated record. Lineage: Eukaryota; Metazoa; Chordata; Actinopteri; Pleuronectiformes; Soleidae. The transcript is spliced from 3 exons. The coding region runs from base 145 to 1335 and encodes 396 amino acids.
AUAGGGUUAGGGUUAGUGUUAGAUAUAUAUGUACAUGUUUUCCGGCAGCCCGUGAACGCAGCAGCGGCGGCAUCAUCAGAGCGGAGGUCGGCGGCAGAGUCUCUGAAGUUUCCCUCUCUUUUGACGUGAUUCAGGACUUUACUCAUGAGCGACUUUGAGGAGAGAGAUUUCUUCUGGAAAUCCUGGAAGAAGAAGAAGAAGAAGAAGAAGAAGAAGCAGCAGCAGCAGCAGCAGAAGAAGAAGAAGAAAAAGAAGGAGGAGGAGGACGACGACGACGACGACGACAACAGAGUGAGAAAUGUGAUGGUGGAGCAGAAAGAGAUGAAGAAACCGGCUCAUGGUUUAAACAACUGUUUGUUCUUGACGCAGCAGAAAGUAACAAACUCUGAUCUCUGCAGUGAACAAUCACAGAGGAAGAAGAAGAAGGUGGUGUUUGAUUUGUCAGCAGGUCACGUCCCAAUCAAACGUCCCAGGUUUGUCUCCUCAUCACCUGGAAGCAGCCGGGGUCAAGCACAGGUCAGCGACGAUGACGUCAACAGUCAGGACCUCUUCAUCACGCAGAAGAUCUUCAGGCAGCCAAUCACAGAGCUGCACUCCCCUGAAGGUCAGGGAAGGUCACACGCGUGUCUUCAGGACGAAGAUCAGAGCCCGGUCUUCACGCUGCAGAAGACGGAAUCUUUGUCUUUCCAGAGAUUCACGGAGUCAAAACUCAAGCGGGUGAGAAGACCCGAUCCACUGGCGGCAAGCUCCGCCCCCCCGGAUGUGAUGGACUCACAGACGCAGUGCUGUCCGUCAAAGCGACAGUCAGGUGGACCUUCACCUCUUCGUCACGUGACCACACAGACGGAGAACUUGUUCACCCCCCGACUCUCUUCGUAUCUCCUUUUCUGCCAAACACGUGGAGCGGUGCAAAACGUCACGCCACUGGACCUAAGUCUGCCCACCAGAACCAGGAACCACCUGGGCCUGGACCUGAGUCUGCCCACCAGAACCAGGAACUACCUCGACCUGGACCAGAGACCGGCCUCUCUGCCAUGGUCUCAGGUGAAGGAGGAGGCGGAGUCUUCAGGUGAUCGGUGUAAAGACAAAGCGUCUGAGUCUGGGGUCAAAUCUGUCGACGCGACGAUGUCCGGCGAAGACGGCGAUCCAACGUGUGGCACAGGAAGACUGGACCUGACCCAGGUCAGAGCUGUUCAGACGAGACUCAACGAGUCGUUCUUCUUCAAGACCAAAGGAGACGAACACACACACAGACCUGAGUCUCCACUGAUGAAGCUCACGCUGGGCAGAGACAUGAAGAGCAGGAAGUCACUGAGGUCAGACGAAGGUCACUGAGGUCAGACGAAGGUCACUGAGGUCAGACUCUGUGACCGUGAGAUAUAGAUGUGAUCAUGUGACGAACAGAUCACAGACUUAAACUGACAGAGAUUUCAUGACAAGUCUUUCGUGAAGAGACAGAUGUUUGUGUCUGUGCUGGCGGCCACGAUGGUUGAUGUUUCAGUUCAGGUUUGUUUCCAGGUUUAAAACUGUUUCAUGUUUACCUUCACUCAGGUUCUUGUGAAAGUUCACUUUGAUUUUGUCAGUGUGUGACAUCACUGUGACGUCACGCAGUGAUGUCAUGUCGGUGUGUGUGACAAGUUCAAAUGUAUUUACUGCAGAAAGUGUUUCUAUGAACAUACAUUUUAUUGUUUUUUUCGUUGUCUGGACAUCCAAAUACAGGCUGUGAUGAGGUCAAAGGUCAUUUCUGAACAACUGUACGUUACCACGGCAACAGUCAGAUUAUCACAGAGGUUUUCAUUUGUUAUUAAACAGAAUCAUCAUUGA